UAAUAUAGAUUUAAACAGUCAGUAUACUUCUAAGCAGAAGUUGGUGGCACUGACUGUGGGCUUUAUUUUCUUCUUCCCCAUCUCUUCCCAUCGUCAGUUCCUGUUUCCGUUUCUUUCAGAGAGGAGCCUCAUCAGGGUCAAGAUGGGGCGGCGUCCGGCUAGAUGUUACCGCUACUGUAAGAACAAGCCUUACCCCAAAUCCCGGUUCUGCCGUGGUGUCCCUGAUCCCAAGAUCCGUAUUUUCGAUUUGGGUAAGAAGAAGGCCCCAGUCGAUGACUUCCCCCUCUGUGUCCACCUCGUCUCUGACGAGUUGGAACAGCUGUCAUCAGAAGCCCUGGAAGCUGGUCGCAUUUGCUGCAACAAGUACUUGGUGAAGAACUGCGGCAAAGAUCAGUUCCACAUUCGUAUGAGACUGCAUCCUUUCCAUGUCAUCAGAAUCAACAAAAUGUUGUCCUGUGCUGGAGCUGAUAGGCUUCAGACUGGGAUGCGUGGUGCUUUUGGCAAGCCCCUUGGAACAGUUGCCCGCGUUCGCAUUGGUCAACCCAUCAUGAGCGUGAGGUCCAACGACCGUUACAAGGCCCAGGUCAUCGAGGCUCUCAGGCGUGCCAAGUUCAAGUUCCCUGGUCGCCAGAAGAUCUACGUGUCCAAGCGAUGGGGAUUCACCAAGUACGACCGCGAGGACUAUGAAAAGCUGAAGGCUGAUGGUACCCUCACCAAUGAUGGUGUCAAUGUUAAGUACAUGCCCCAGCAUGGACCCCUUGCUGCCUGGAAGAAGCUGCAGCUUGAGCUCGCAAGAGUUGCAUAAGUUGUAAUUGUUGUAUGCAUAUGACCAUCUUUAUGCAUUGUGAUAAUAAAUCCUCUUAAAAAUCA
Frankliniella occidentalis (western flower thrips) is the source of this 870-nucleotide messenger RNA. It is a transcript of the gene RpL10, whose product is annotated as 60S ribosomal protein L10. The transcript is spliced from 5 exons. Gene Ontology annotation, cellular component: ribosome; cytosolic large ribosomal subunit. The record is from RefSeq and is a predicted model, not a curated record. Bases 143 to 805 code for a protein of 220 amino acids. Gene Ontology annotation, molecular function: structural constituent of ribosome. Lineage: Eukaryota; Metazoa; Arthropoda; Insecta; Thysanoptera; Thripidae. Gene Ontology annotation, biological process: translation; ribosomal large subunit assembly.